Polistes canadensis is the source of this 3749-nucleotide messenger RNA. Its product is annotated as nucleolar protein 9. Gene Ontology annotation, molecular function: RNA binding. Bases 1329 to 3152 code for a protein of 607 amino acids. NCBI's taxonomy places the organism in Eukaryota, Metazoa, Arthropoda, Insecta, Hymenoptera, Vespidae. Gene Ontology annotation, biological process: ribosomal small subunit export from nucleus; endonucleolytic cleavage in 5'-ETS of tricistronic rRNA transcript (SSU-rRNA, 5.8S rRNA, LSU-rRNA); endonucleolytic cleavage to generate mature 5'-end of SSU-rRNA from (SSU-rRNA, 5.8S rRNA, LSU-rRNA). The record is from RefSeq and is a predicted model, not a curated record. The transcript has a single exon. Gene Ontology annotation, cellular component: nucleolus; 90S preribosome; preribosome, small subunit precursor.
GCACCCAUACGUGAUAGUCUGAUGUUAUAUACCGGACCGUUUUUCUCACUUAUUAUCCAAGAAAGUCUCUUCUAGAGUCACAUAGCCCAUGCUGAUUUAAAUCGCAGACAACGAUACUACUAUCUAUUCGAGCUAUUAGAUAAGAUAAAUAUUCUUCCCGCCGUUUGACGGUCACUGUUGUUUUUAGGAGCCUUCGAAAAACAGCAAUGAUUUAUAUAAUAGCGCAGCAGAGAAAUUGUUUUUGUACGAAUAGAGAGAUUUCUCUGCUUCGCCGUCAUCGUCAUCGUUGUCGUUGUCUAUGUUAGGAAAAAAAUCUAUCAUAGGACACGUCCAAAGUCUUUUGCGACAGGCAGUAGUAGCUAGUGAGUUCCAAAGAACUGUUGUCUUUUUUCCGUUUUGGUCAAGGAAGGAAAAACUUUCUCACGUUAACGCGUUAUUACGUCCACUACACAGAGUUUUCUCUUUCUUAGUUAGAGUAGAUAAGCGUGUAAAGAUUAUCAUCGUAGAAUUUAAGAAGAUAAACACGGGGAGUUGUUGACUCGGCAUCAUUUUCUUUGUCUGUCAAUUUUUUUUUAUAUAUAGGCUUGUUCUGAAACGUGUAAAAUAAUGAUUUACCUAGUGUUAUGCAAAUAAAUGAAAGGUGAUUUAAUGAUAUAUAUAUAUAUAUAUAAAUGAAUGAUACGUUUUGUCUGCCCGGUCGUCUAUUACUGUGUCAUUACACACGUAUAUGCACAUAUGCGUUUGUUGACCUUUUAUCGAAUACCGUUGUUCCAUUCCGUUGUCUGAUGAAGUACCGUCGAGACUGCCGCGCCUCCUUGGUUGCAUACAUACGAUACUUAUAUGCAAAGCAUAUUUUUUUGUAACUACGUUUAUUAGCAAGAAGUGCACGUUACUAUAUGGGGGCGAGGUCAGCGAGAGUCACGGAACUGAUCUUACAAUUAGUUCUUCGCAAUGCCAAGAUCGAUUUCUCAUAUUUUAUUUUCUUUUUGUUUUCACAGAUUAAAAAUAUAUCAAUAAUAAUCUAAUUUAUAUAUUAAGAAUAUUUUUGAUCAAUAUUUAUUACAUAUACGUAUAUAUAUCGUCAUUGACAAUUAUUUUUCUUUUUUCGUUUGUACGUAUUUGUGGUUUGAAUCGUUCCGCGUUAAUUGUUGUAGAACACGUUCUUUACGGUAACACUAGAUGGAGCUCGUCAUAUUAGUAGAGGACGCUAGUUGCAUCCGAGUCUUUGCGGUUGUUAAAUGCACGCGUGAUUAAAGGUGCGAGAUAGGUUAGGUUUUAAAAAAGUUCUUUUUCACAAAAUAAUCAGUGAUUUUAAAAAAUAAUUAACAAUGGCAGAUAUGCAUACGCAUAACGACAGAGGUAAGAAGCGAAAGAAGAAACGUUCAAACAUGCAAAUGGCGAAAAAAUUUGCUCGUCGAAGAUAUCACGGAACGGAUCUUGAUACGGAAACGUAUCAAUACAUGGUUCGUAUUUUGGAAUUAAUACGGGAAGAUUUUCCGAGCGUUGACGAAAAAUUAAUUUUUAUUAAUAACGUGUACGAACAAUCCGUUGGUCAUGAGGUUGAAUAUUCUAAAAAUCAAGUUGGUUCGAGAGUCUUGGAAUCGCUUUUGAAAUAUGCAAAUUUAGUAUCAAUUCAAAGGCUUACGGAUGCUCUCAGUUCUUCCCUGAGACCGAUAAGUUGUGAUACAUUUGCCAGUCAUGUUUUGGAAAAAAUCAUUGUGGUCUGCGCGGACAGAGGAAACAAAUCCAAUACUUUGUCACAAACAUCAAAAAUAAAGGAAACCGAGAAAGUACAAGACAUCAUUAUAGAUGUGAAAGAAUCUGAAGUAAAAUUAUACAAUGAUAUAGUUAUAAAGUUAAGCAAAUAUUUAAUAAAUAAUUUAGAAGAAUUUGUUUGGGACACAUAUGCUAAUCAUCUCUUACGAACCGUAAUGGAAUGCCUAGGUGGAUUAAUAGAUACAAGCGAUGGACAGAAUAAAACAAAGCAAAUGUUAUCUACUAUAGAAAGACGAGAGGUCAUACAAGAGUAUAAAGAUCUUCUAAUUGACGCAUGCAACAGGUUGUUUAACUGGCCACAAUUUCUUGAGUUUGGUAAAGAUGAAUUAACUUCAGGAUUGUUACAAAGUAUUUUGUAUUCGCUAAAAGAUGUAGACAAGAAGUUAACAGAAUCUUAUAUCACAAAGAUUAUAAAGGAGUGUUUCACUUCUAAAGCGGAUGGAAAAUUGUCUAAUAUUUUCGACUGCGAAAGUUCUACCAGACUUUUGGAAGCUUGUCUUGCAGUCGCUGAAUCAAAAUCUUUUGAUCAUAUUUAUAAGGAAUAUUUUAAGUGUAAUUUAAAAAGCUUAUGUACAAUGCAGGGUACUAAUUUUAGUAUACAGAAAUUAUUAGAUCAUUGUGAAUCUAAAGAAACUUUUGAAGAAAUAUUUGAGGAAAUUGAAGCGCUUCUUUCGAAUAUUUUACAAACAGGCUAUACGGGAAUUUUAGUAAGUAUAGCUAAUGCAUCUAAGAGGUUGCAAACUAAACAGGGUGCAUUUGUAACUAUGAUUAUUAAGAUGCUCGAGUGCGAUACAUCGGAAGAAAAACAAUAUCAAAUCAUUAAAUGUUUUGCUACAUUGAAGAAACAAAACGAAUUGGAAUCAUUGGAAGAAAAAGAUCAAACGGAUUUGCCUAUCCAUUUGCAUGGAAGUUUGAUCGUACAAGCAGUACUUAACUUCAAUAAACCAAUCAAACUUGUUAACUCUUUGUUGGGCAUGAACAACGAACAAUUGUUAAAUUUAAUAAGUAAUCCGAAAGGUAGUCGCAUCAUAGAUGCUUUUAUAGAUAGCAAAUAUAUUGGAGAAAAAAGUAGAGAAAAACUUGCCAAGAAAUUGCAAGGUUAUUGGGCCCAAUUAGCUCAAAGCACUCAUGGGUCUAGAUGUUUGGACAAAAUCUGGCUUUGUUCGCGUCAAAAGCAAAGAAUGUUUAUCAUGGAAGAAUUGUCAGCUGCUGGUGAAAUCUUACAUUCCAGUAAAUCGGGUAAAAUUAUAUCCAAUAAAUUAAACGUAUCUUUGUUCACUAGAAAUAAAAAGGAUUGGUGUGAAUCUCAAGGAAAAGAGGAAAAAAUGAAGGCUCUUUUUGCCGAUAUAAUCAAAAAGCCUCCUAUGCAAAGUUAGUGUUCAAAAAAGAGUUUCUACUGAAAAAAUUUAAAUGACUUUCUUUUUUAUAUGUAUAUAUAUAUAUAUAAAUACGUAUUAAAGAAACGUUUAAUUAGACAGAUUAAUUCGUAUUUUCUUUUUUUAUUGUGACAUAGAAUAAUCAUAUAUAUAUAUAUAUAAUGUUUUAUUUCAUAAAUACAUUUCAUAAAAUUCAUUGUAUGUUCCUGCAAUGCAAUGUGCCCGGAAGGAAUUACAAUAAAUCGUUAUUUAAGUUACAGAAAAAUUUUCUAAUAUGUAUAACCAAUAAAUUCGUCUCCUUGCAAACAUUGCAUGACUAGACUUCAAGAUACACAAUUAAUUAUAAUCCGAUUAAUCGAAGUAAGAAUCUCGUUACAUCUGUCAUUAUAAUCGUUAAGUCUAUCAAUUGACUAGGGUAAAAUCGAUGUAAGCCGUUUGUUGUGUACGCUUUCAUUAGAAGUAAUCAAAUUUCUUAUCACGCGUUGGAUCUUAUUGUUAGAUUAUAAUUGCAUCUUGAUGAAAUAUUAAUCCUUUCGUUACGGCAUUCUUUGGCGUGAGUAUCGUUUCAUAUAAAUUCACGCGUACGUGCAUAUCAUC